Molecule: messenger RNA, 645 nt
Organism: Zingiber officinale
Lineage: Eukaryota; Viridiplantae; Streptophyta; Magnoliopsida; Zingiberales; Zingiberaceae
Exons: 1
Coding region: 1-645 (214 amino acids)
Source: RefSeq, a predicted model, not a curated record
AUGACGACCACCAUCGCAUUGUCGGCCUCCGACGAGGCGAUGGCGGAUGAACCGAGGCCGCGGGCCUCCCUGGGCCUCGCGUGCUUCUCCUUCGCCGCCUUCGCUAAAUAUCUGGUCGGCCACCUUCGCGCCUCCGGCGUCCCGGUCGCCCCUGGACUGUCCGAAGCAGAGCUCGCUGCCGUAGAGUCCGCCUACGCGUUCGCCUUCUCGCCGGACCUCCGCAAUGUCCUCCGCGAGGGCCUCCCCGUUGGCCCAGGCUUCCCCAACUGGCGCUCCGCCUCACCGCAGCAGCUCCGCCUCCUCCUCGCCCUCCCAGCCGACGCCCUCCUCCGAGAGAUAGCCGCGGGAGGCAUCUGGCCCCGGGCUUGGGGACCGCGGCCGAGAGACAGAGCGGUCGCUGACGCGGUGGCGAAGGAGGCGCUUCUCAAGGCCCCGCGGCUCGUGCCGGUGUACCGCAAUUUCUACCUUCCGUCAGCGCCCUGCCUCGCAGGAAACCCGGUGUUUUACGUCCGAGGCAGCGACGUCCGGCCCGCGGGGAUCGACCUUUCCGACUUCUUCCGACGAGGGCAGCCGCGCGGGUGGGCCGCAGGAGCGCGGGUGGGCCGCAGGAGCGCCGAUGCCGGCGUGGGCGGCGACUUCUGCUAG